AUGGCGGAUACGACUGGUUUAAUGCAUUCACCAAUUGAUUUUUGUACUAAAGAUGUCGGAAAUCUUAGUACACCUUCUAUAACUGAUUCUAAUGAUGGAUUGUUGUGUAGAAUUUGUGAAAAAAUUAAAUAUUCUCCAAGAUUGUUAAGUUGUCUUCACUCAUUUUGUACUGAUUGUAUUAUUAAAUUACAAAAGAACGGAAAUGAUUUAUCAAAUAAAAAAAAUAAUGAAAAUUAUUCUAUGUGUAAUAAUUUUUGCAAUUACCUUACUGUUAGUGAUGCACCUGAUUCAGAUAAAGAGAAUAAUUGGAAGUCUAAUGGUUGUAUACGUUGUCCAAUAUGUUUUCAAUUGACAACGUUAGAUGAUUUGAGUAUUGAUGAAGUUUUACCAUUUGAUUAUCCUAUUAUUCAACAUUUAGAUAAAUCAAAACAUGUACCUAAUUCUGAAAUAUGCAAAAUUUGUAAUAAAGGUGACAAAGCAAUUGCUGCAUGUGAAUCAUGUAAACAUAUUUGUGAACAAUGUGUUACAAUGCAUAAACAUGUUUCUGUUUUUCAAAAUCAUAAAGUUAAAUUACUUAGUGAAAUUUCCCCAAACGGUGGUGCACCUUCAAAAAGAGAUUCACUUGAUUGUGAGUGUGGACAAAAAAAAGUAACUUAUUUUUGUGAUGAUUGUGAAGUUUUUAUAUGUAAUUCAUGUUUUGGAAAACAUAAUAAUCAUGCAAUUAAUGAAAGUUCAACAUGGAAUUCUGUUGGGUUAUGUAAUCAAUUUGAAGAUGUUUUAAAAUUAAUUGGAAAAGAAAGUGUUAAUGCUGAAUCUUUAUUAAGUAAUGAAGCUGAAAUGAAAGCAUGUGAUGAGUAUUUUGCAAUUGGUAUUGGAAAAAUUGAAUUUAUACAUGAAAGACUUGUUGAUGCUUUAAAUAAUUGGAAAAAUGAUAUGAUUAAUGAUUUAGAACAUAGAAAAAAUGGACUUAAAGAUCAAUUUGGUAAAUUACGAUAUAAUUGGACUGUUCUUAAUGGAAAAGAAGUUCAUAUGGUUGAUUUUGUUAAAAAUUUAGUUUCUCCUAACUUAGAUAAAGAGUUAUGGAAAUUAAAAAAGUCUAUUUUUGAACAAGCUAAUUAUUUAAUAAAUGAAUAUAAAAAACUUGAUAAAGAUACAAAAGUUGAAACACCAUUACAAUCUACAGAACACUUGAAAACAUCAAUUCAUAAUUAUUUGACAAAAUGUUUAAUACUUAUAUGGAAUUCUUUUUCAUCGGAAGUUGAAGAUAAUGUAAAACAUCAUAUUUCAAAUACUAAUUAUCCAUUAAAUCAAAUACCAGUAAAUAUUCAUGAACAAAAUUCAUACAAUAAUACGGCAUUUGAUUUUAAUAUUCAUUAUUCUAAUAAUACAGCCCGUGAAUAUCGUCCUCAUGGGAUGCAAUACAAUAAUGGUUCUGGUGAUUGUGAAUAUGAUGGUAAUACUUCAGACAUAAUACCUUCUUCUUCGACUUAUGGUGAAAAUUAUUGUGAUAAUUAUAAUAAUAAAAAUGUAAGAAAUUCUGAUUUACCUUCUUCACAAAAUGUUGAGGGAAAUAAUUAUGUUAGAAAUGUUCAAGAUCGUUCUAAAGAUUUUUCAUGGACACAAUAUAACACAAAUGCCCCUGUAUUUACUCCAACAUCAAAUAAUAAUCAAAAAUUGAACAUGAAUAAUAUUGUUCCAUAUGUUGGUUGUCCAAAUGGUAGUUUUGCUGAAAAUUCUCCUGUUUCACCUUGUCAUAAUCCAAUUUAUAGUAUAAAUAAUGAUAAUAAUUCAUCUCCAAAUAAUUCCAUUCCCGAUAUUGAUACACCACUUUAUAGCUUGAAUCCUAUGUCUCCAACAUACAAUAAAAAGUUUAACUUUUCAACAGGAAGUAGUUCAAUGCCACCACCAUCUUCUUUAAUUAUGACCACUUCAAAUAAUGGUAAAACAUGUAAAGGUAAAGAAAUGUCAUUAAGAUAUUCAGCAGGACUUUUUGGAAAUCCUCCUGAACAACUUAAUGCUCCUCAUGGAUUGUCAAUUGGACGUGAUGAGGAUGUUGUUGUAUGUGAUACUAAUAAUCAUCGUAUAGUUAUAUUUUCUGCAAAAAUGCAACAUUUUGUAUUUGGUUCAGGUGGAUGUGAAGAAGGGUUAUUGUAUUAUCCAAAAAAAAUUGUUACUUUUCAAUUCCGUGGAAAUUGGAUGCAUAUCAUAUUGGAUAGAGGUGCACCAUCAAGAUUACAAAUGUUUUCCUAUGAUGGAAUGUUUAAAUGUCGCUUUAAUAGUGGAAUAGGUAAUGAUAAUAUUAAUGCAAUGUCAUUUGAUGAAGAAAAGGAAACUUUAAUUAUAAUUGAUAAUAAGGGUAUAAUAACUGGGUUUGGUGUUGAUUCAAUUCCAGAAGCUCAUCGUCGUCUUGUAAUUAAUUGUGGUCGUCAUAUACGUGAACCUUCUGAUGUUAUAUAUCACAAGGGAUAUUAUUAUGUUUCUGAUUAUAAAGCACAUAAUGUUUGUGUUUUUGAUAAUCAGGCUAAUUUAAUUAAAAGAUUUGGCAAUUCCUCAAUAACUCCAUAUCCUGUUGGUUUAUCAAUAACCCAAAAUGAUAUAAUUCUUGUUGGAGAUUCUCAUGGCAAUAGAUACCACAUAUCUGGCUUUAAUAUUGAUGGAAUUUUAGUUACCGAACAUGAAUGUCCUGAUGUAAAAGUUUCAAGAUGUGUAGGUCUAAAAGUUGGGUCAGAUGGAAAUAUUAUAACUGUAUCAAAACAAAAUAAUCUUGUUUUGGUUUUUAAUCCGCUUCAAAAUAUAACAACACCCAUAUCAACAGCAACUUUAUCUAACUCUUCUUCAAAUGCAACGACUCGGUUUCACAUUUAA
Molecule: messenger RNA, 2865 nt
Organism: Strongyloides ratti
Lineage: Eukaryota; Metazoa; Nematoda; Chromadorea; Rhabditida; Strongyloididae
Product: Mei-P26
Exons: 3
Coding region: 1-2865 (954 amino acids)
Molecular function (GO): protein binding; zinc ion binding
Source: RefSeq, a predicted model, not a curated record